Messenger RNA from Rubroshorea leprosula, 629 nucleotides. NCBI's taxonomy places the organism in Eukaryota, Viridiplantae, Streptophyta, Magnoliopsida, Malvales, Dipterocarpaceae. The record is from the annotation of a GenBank genome assembly.
AUUUAUUGGAUUUAUGGGCUUUACCUUUAAUUUUUUUUACUUUGAAAUUUGAUUAUAUUUUCUUCAGCAAUAUGUAUAAUGAGUGGAAGGUUGAACUGAAAGCAAUGGCAGAUCGGAUUAUUACCAUGCGCCAACAGCUGUUCGAUGCUUUAAGUGCAAAAGGUACUCCAGGUGACUGGAGUCAUAUUAUCAAGCAGAUUGGAAUGUUUACUUUCACAGGACUGAAUAGUGAUCAAGUUGCCUUCAUGACCAAAGAGUAUCACAUUUACAUGACAUCUGAUGGGAGGAUUAGUAUGGCAGGUCUUAGCUCUAAGACAGUCCCUCAUCUUGUGGAUGCUAUACAUGCUGUAGUCAUCCGUAACUCCUAAUCUGAUUUAAAAGUUAUAACGCAUGGACUUGUGUUUUGUAGUAUGCCUAUGGCAUGGAAUUUCUGCAAUAAUAACAAUAAUAACAAUAACAACAACAACUUAGGCUUUAAAUUCCAAUAUGUUUGAGACAAUGAAAGGUUCAGCUAUCUUCUAAUUUUACUUGAUCAGACUUUCUUUAAGUAUAGGAAAUGCUGCACUUUUCAAUGUUCAACGCAGUUUGUUUACCCCACACAUACAUGAGAAUAACACAUAUCAGUCUUA